This is a messenger RNA of Lepisosteus oculatus (spotted gar), 2824 nucleotides long. Its product is annotated as C-C chemokine receptor type 6. Gene Ontology annotation, molecular function: C-C chemokine binding; C-C chemokine receptor activity. Gene Ontology annotation, biological process: cell chemotaxis; positive regulation of cytosolic calcium ion concentration; immune response. Gene Ontology annotation, cellular component: external side of plasma membrane; membrane. The record is from RefSeq and is a predicted model, not a curated record. Lineage: Eukaryota; Metazoa; Chordata; Actinopteri; Semionotiformes; Lepisosteidae.
AGUAAUUUGUGGUUCUCUAGAGAAGAGAAUGAACUGAAGCUCUGCAGAUCACAGCUUGUCAGACUUCCUGGUGGCUGAGUGCACAUGAAGUACGGACUGUUCCCACAUCUUUAUUUUCAUCAGAAAUACAGAAAAUAUACAAUAUAAUUCCAACAUAAUAUACAGCAUACUUCUUUAAUUCAACAACCUGCCUUUGCCCAUUUUCUUGAGCAAUAAAACAGAAGAAACAAGGCAUAAGAUUUUGUUCAAUCAUCAGCGUUGUCACGGUGACCUCUCAAGACCCAGAACCACCUUUGCAAUACCAAUUUACACAUUGAAAUCAGGGGGUCACCGUUGAAAAAAUGACAUCUGAGCCAUAUACCACAACAUCUUUUGACUACAGUGAUAUCGUUUUUCCUUGUGACCACAAAGAAGCUCGUGACUUGCACUCAGAUAUCAUAGUUUAUGUGAAUUCGAUAAUAUGUGUAUUAGGCCUGUUGGGCAACACAUUGGUUAUUGUUACUUAUGCCUUUUACAAGAAACCAAAGUCCAUGACUGAUGUUUAUCUGCUCAAUGUGGCAAUAGCAGACAUUUUAUUUGUCAUUGCACUUCCUCUAAUAAUAUACAAUGAACAGUAUCAGUGGCAUAUGGGCAAGUGGGCAUGCAAGCUGCUGAGGGGCAUCUACAGCAUUAACUUGUACAGUGGGAUGUUACUGCUUGCCUGUAUCAGCACUGACCGCUACAUUGCCAUUGUGCAAGCCAGAAGGUCUUUCAGGCUUCGAUCGACAACACUGGUCUACAGUCACAUCAUCUGCGCAGCUGUCUGGAUGGUUGCAAUUACUGUAUCGACACCUACUUUCAUAUAUUAUGACAAAUAUGACAUUCAUGUGGGCGAUGGUGAUGACAUACCGGUCUGUGAAAACAGGUUUGACAGCAAUGAUACGGCAGUGCUGAUGAAGACACUGAUGCCAAGCAUGCAGAUCUCAAUUGGCUUCUUCUUUCCAUUACUUAUCAUGGUUUUCUGUUACUCGAGCAUCAUUGUCACCCUGCUGCAGGCAAAGAACUUCCAGAGACACAAGGCUGUGCGAGUUGUCAUGGCCGUAGUGGUGGUCUUUAUUGUCUGCCAUCUGCCUUACAACAUCAUGCUCCUCAUCCACACGGUGGUGAAAUUUAAAACAGACCAGCAAUGCGACACCGAAAUAGAGAGGUCGAAGAUUACAACUGUGUUGCAGUGCCUGGCUUAUUUCCACUGUUGUCUCAACCCUCUGCUGUAUGCCUUUAUUGGGGUGAAGUUCAGGAACCACUUCAGGAAGAUCAUGCAGGACUUGUGGUGUUUGGGCAAAAGAUACAUUUCUGUCCGACGCACCUCUCGGUUCACAUCAGAGGUCUUUAUUUCCAGGAAAUCUAGCGAAGUUUCCAAUGCUGAAAAUGCUUCCUCUUUUACAAUGUGAAAUUAGCAUUUUAUUGUUAGUUGUGAGCAUAGCUAGACCUCCAAUACACAUACUGUAUAAUCUCAAUAAGCCUGAAUACCUGCUUGUUAUUCUUUCAACAAAAAGGGCAAAUGAAUAUCCAAAUAUGCUGCCUUGUGAUACUUCUUAAAUCUGAUCCACACUGCACAUUUUUGCUACAGCAGCACAGUAGCAGUCUGGUAGCACAGUCUCUAGAUGAUUAAGUGAGAAAGACAAGAUACAAAUGAAAAAAACAGAAAACCUUUGAAGAAAUACACACACAAAAAAGUCUGUCAGCAAGGCAAAAGUAAUGUUCACACAAAUUUGAUUUCAAAGUUUAUAUUAAACAGUGCAUAAAGUUAUGGUAUUUUAUUACCCUUGAAAUUUGACCUUUGUGUGAAAUUAAGAAUUGUCCACAUUCAGCAAAAUGGCAAAACUAUUAUGAAGGCCCACAAAGGAAAUAUGUAAAAAGUAUUGUGUAAAGUAAUGGCAGAUGUUGUUUACUUCCAUCCUCAAACUCUUGUAAAUUCUUAUAUAUGUAAAUAUACAGUUGAUUUGUACUUUUGUAAACAAAGAUUUCAUGCUUUUGACAAUGUUUACACUGUGUAGUACAUUUGUCAGCUAUUUGUAUAUUUCUUGUUAUUGUAAAUUUUCAUAUUAAGUUUGAAAGACAUGGUAACACGCUUGAAUUUAUUCCAGCAACAUAAGAAUAUAGUCUCUUUGUUUCCUGUAUUCAACAUAAUGUUCAUAUAGCAAAAAGUACUUUGUAAGUGCUUUUGAGGGUCAAUAACAAAUAUGAGAUAUUGUGGGUAAUUUUCUGAUCUGUUAUGUGUCCACACUCUACAUUUUCAUACCAGAUAAUGUUGGAAGAACACCUUUCUGGGCCUGGUCUUUAAAGUUAAUAGGUACAGUAUGUGAUCACAGCCCUAUGUACAGUAGGUAUGAAUUUCUCAAGGGAGAACUUUAAUCAUUACUUAAAAACUGAGUGGUACACAUCUACUGGAAAGCCUGUUAAUGGCUUAGCUAUGAUUCCUUCAGGAGCUGCAUGAACCCCAGGCCAAUAACAGGAAUCAAAAAGCUAAAGCCGGAUUAAAAUAAUCUGACCAUCUGCAUGCCAUCUGAAAUCUGUCAUGAUGGCCACUGUGUUUCAGAAGCAGAGCUUUAUGACAUGACCCUAAAGCAUAUGCAUACAUCAGUGCAUUCUUUGUAAAUAUCAAAGUUUUUCUUCAUAAAUGUACAGAAUAUUCUGUGAGUUUGCUGUAGCCGGUAAGAGACAAAUGUUCAAAAGGAUAACCUGUAUGCCAAAUUCUAUACCAAAUGGUCAUAAAUACCUGCAUAGAAAAUGUGUUUUCAAAUUUUUCUUUUAUUCAAAUAAAAAAUUGUAUGUUUUAAAAAUA